GGAGGCGCCGCUCGCCGGCGAGGCCGCCGACCAUGCCUAGGCGGGCCGGGAGCGGGCAGCUGCCGCUACCCCGGGGCUGGGAGGAGGCCAGGGACUACGACGGCAAGGUCUUCUACAUCGACCACAACACCCGCAGGACCAGCUGGAUCGACCCUCGGGACAGGUUAACGAAGCCCUUGUCAUUUGCUGAUUGUGUUGGGGAUGAGCUGCCGUGGGGAUGGGAAGCGGGGCUUGACCCUCAGAUUGGUGUCUACUACAUCGAUCACAUCAACAAAACCACACAGAUAGAAGAUCCAAGAAAGCAAUGGAGGGGGGAACAGGAGAAGAUGCUCAAGGACUAUCUCUCAGUGGCUCAGGAUGCACUCAGGACGCAGAAGGAGCUCUACCAGGUGAAGGAGCAGAGGCUGGCUUUGGCCCUGGAUGAAUAUGUACGAUUAAACGAUGCCUAUAAGGAAAAGUCAAGUUCUCGCACAAGCCUAUUUUCAGGAUCUUCGUCCAGUACUAAAUAUGAUCCUGAUAUUUUGAAAGCUGAGAUCUCCACCACGCGAUUAAGGGUUAAAAAGCUGAAGAGAGAACUCUCACAGAUGAAGCAAGAGCUGCUCUAUAAAGAACAAGGCUUUGAAACGUUACAACAAAUCGAUAAAAAAAUGUCUGGAGGCCAGAGUGGAUAUGAACUUAGUGAAGCCAAAGCCAUUCUAACUGAACUGAAGUCUAUCAGAAAGGCUAUUAGCUCAGGAGAAAAAGAGAAACAAGAUCUGAUGCAGAGUCUUGCUAAGCUGCAGGAGCGAUUUCAUUUGGAUCAAAACAUUGGCAGAUCUGAGCCAGAUUUGAGAUCCAGUCCUGUGAACUCCCAUUUAUCUCUCUCCAGACAGACCCUUGAUGCCGGGUCACAAACCAGCAUUUCCGGAGAUAUCGGAAUGAGAAGUAGAUCAAACUUAGCUGAAAAGGUCAGGCUAAGCCUACAGUAUGAAGAAGCCAAAAGAAGUAUGGCCAACUUAAAGAUUGAGCUGUCGAAAUUGGACAGUGAGACCUGGCCUGGGGCGCUGGAUGUUGAGAAAGAGAGACUGAUGUUGAUUCAUGAAAAAGAAGAACUUUUAAAAGAGUUGCAGUUCGUCACGCCGCAGACACGCUCUCAGGAUGAGCUGGAACGCCUGGAGGCUGAGAGGCAGCGGCUGGAGGAGGAGCUGCUGCCCGUGCGGGGUGCGCCGAGCCGAGCUCUGGCCGAGAGAUUGAAAUUGGAAGAGCGAAGGAAAGAGCUGCUACAGAAACUUGAAGAAACUACUAAAUUAACUAGUUACCUGCAUUCGCAGCUUAAAAGCCUGUCCGCCAGCACCCUGUCCAUGUCGUCCGGGAGCAGCCUGGGCUCCCUGGCGUCCAGCCGCGGCUCUCUGAACACCUCCAGCAGAGGGUCUCUCAACUCCCUCAGCUCCAGUGAGCUCUAUUACAGCAGUCAGGGGGACCAGAUGGACGUGGACUAUCAGUAUAAACUGGACUUCCUGCUGCAAGAGAAAGGCGGCUACAUUCCUUCUGGACCCAUCACCACCAUCCAUGAGAACGAGGUGGCCAAGUCUCCUGGCCAGCGUGGACUGUGCGGGGUGGCAGCCACAGCUGCUGGCCACACCCCCCCACUGACCGAGGCCCCCAAGUCUGUGACGUCCCUGUCCUCGCGGUCCUCCCUGUCCUCCUUGUCCCCUCCCGGCUCACCGUUGGUCUUGGAGGGUGCGUUCCCCAUGUCCUCUCACGAGGCCACGCUGCGUCAGUUCACGGCCGACUUCGACGACUGUGAGCUGAGCAGCCGCUUUGCGGACAUCGGCCUCAGGGAAAAUCAGGUGCUGCUGGACGCUGAUUCUGGAGGAGCGCCCCAGCCGGUCUCGGAGGACCCAGACCUCAGCGAGUGCCCCAGGGAGCCUCUGUGCGAAGGAGCUGCAGAUGUGGAAAAAUCACUACCAAAAAGAAGAGGCAUCCACUUGCUUGGGGAGAAAACUGCUUGUGUGUCGGCUGCUGUAUCGGACGAGUCUGUGGCUGGGGACAGUGGCGUCUAUGAGGCUUUCAUGAAACAGCCUGGUGAACUCGAAGACGCUGCGUGCGGUGGAGAGGAUGUUGCCAUCGUGGAGACCGCCCAGGUGCAGAUCGGACUCAGAUACGAUGCAAAAAACUCAAGUUUCAUGGUGAUUAUAGCACAACUUCGAAAUCUCCAUGCCUUCUUGAUACCUCAUACUUCAAAAAUAUAUUUCAGGGUCGCUGUGCUUCCCUCCUCAGCUGACGUCAGCUGUCUCUUUCGGACAAAAGUCCAUCCGCCCACAGAAUCCGUUUUGUUCAGUGAUGUGUUCCGAGUGGCCAUCUCCCAGGCAGCCUUACAGCAGAAGACGCUGCGAGUAGAUCUGUGCUCUGCGAGGAAGCACCGGAGGGAGGAGUGCCUGGCUGGAACUCAGAUCAGCCUGGCAGAUUUGCCAUUUUCCAACGAGAUCUUCACUCUGUGGUAUAACUUGCUUCCUUCCAAGCAAAUGCCUUGUAGACAGAAUGAAGAAGAAAAAGAAGAUUCCGUAUUUCCACCAAACCAGCCGUUGGGAGACUCUAUAGAUCUGGAUGCAGUGUCAACCUUGCUUGCAAGAACAUCAGCUGAGCUGUUGGCUGUAGAACAAGAAUUAGCACAAGAAGAGGAGGAGGAACCAGGGCACGAAGAGCAGGGGGGUCCAGAUGGCGACUGGCUAACGCUGCUGAGAGUGGCCGCCGCCGACAUUGUGGCCGAAGAUGAGGCUGAAGUUAAGUUGCUGGAGGGCAGUAGCUGCACCCCAGACUCCAGCUCACGAGCUCACGUUCCUGAGAUGAGUGAAGGCGGCAGUAGGAGAGGAAGCGAGUGUGCCAAAGACCCUGGGAGUCAGCCACCGAUGGGGACGCCCACGCUGGUUGAUAAGGAGACGAACACAGAUGAAGCAGUUAGCGGGGGCGUGGCGGUUCGGCCCAAAGAGCGAAGUGGCCUGAGCCCGGGCCGGCCGCCGCUGGCACGGAGCGGCAUGAUCGUGCGCUCACAGACCUUCUCGCCGGGCCAGCGGAGCCAGUACGUGUGCAGGUUAAAUCGAAGUGACAGUGACAGUUCAACGCUGGCUAAAAAAUCCCUCUUUGUGAGGAACUCCACUGAACGGCGCAGUUUGAGGGUCAAAAGGACGGUGUGCCAGACUGCCCUUCGAAGAGCGGCGCAAGAGUGCCCCGUGCGCACAUCCCUAGACCUAGAACUGGAUCUGCAGGCAUCUCUGACCCGCCAGAGUCGCCUCAAUGACGAGCUGCAGGCCCUCCGGGGCCUGCGGCAGAAGCUGGAAGAACUGAAAGCUCAGGGAGAGACAGACCUGCCGCCGGCCGUGCUGGAGGACGAGCGGUUCCAGAAGCUCCUGAAGCAGGCUGAGAAGCAGGCUGAACAGUCGAAAGAAGAGCAGCAGCAGGGUUUGAAUGCAGAGAAACUGGCCAGGCAAGUCUCCAAGGAAGUGUGUCGGCUUCGUGGGCGGAGCCAGAAGGUGCCUCAGCAGGUGCAGUCCUUCAGGGAGAAGAUGGCCUACUUCACCAGAGCGAAGAUCAGCAUCCCGUCCCUGCCGGCCGACGACGUGUGACGCCAGCGCUCAGACCGUCUGCCUCCACCUGCUCGGUGAAAGACGGACCGUUUGUCUUCUUUCUUCCUUUUUAUUUUUUUUGGGGUGGGGGGGCUGUUUGUGUGACGUAAUUGUCAAUUCUUGAUGGACUUUCAUUUCACAUAUUUUCAACAUGUUAAUUUGUAAAAUACUUUGAAUAUAAUAUUUUGAAAAGAAAAAAAAAAGACUCAGCUAACAAAAAUGGGGUAAUGCGGCCCACAAAUUAGCUUGUGUGUGUAUUGCCAGUGGGCUUUAUCUUGUCAAAGUGGAAGGGAGGCAGGACCUGGCGUGUUUCCCCCUCCGCUGGGUGUCUAAGAAGACACCACGUGGGACAGCGGCUUUUCUUAGAGCGGUGUUUGCGCUUCCCGGUGGUCCCCGGCAGCGGCGCCACGGGCGUUCUUGGAGAGCAGCUCCGGGAGUCCAGUGUGACGUCCUGCCGCCCGGGUGGCAGCACUUUGGCUCCUGGAAACAAGUUCCUUUUUGUCUAAAGAAAACGUAAAACCAUGUGAGAAUACCCCUGAGAGGCGCGGCACCCCUGGCUCGCGGGCAGAGCGCGGGGAACCGGCUUCCUCUGGAGCGGCGCCUUCCCGUGUGGGCCUCCCGGCUGGCCCCGAGGGCACCCCGGAGACAGCGCGGCCCACCGAAGGCUGCCUUGGUGGAGUCAGAGUUGCCAAAAAGAAGGAAGGGAGAUCGGGGGAUUUCAGAGUCCCAGCCCCUCCCCUCGGUGCGGGCGUCUGCGGUUCAUGGUAGAGAGGGGGCGCCAAGGGGAGAGCGUUGAUGUGGGGCUGAAUUGUUUGCAAGAAGGAAAAAAAUUACUCUAAAUGAACAAAUUCAGAAAUAUAAUAAUGUGCCCUCCUAUUAGAAUUUUAGCUUACCCAGCCCAGGCACUACUUCAAAAAAAAAAAAAGAAAGAAAAAAAAAAGUCCUCGAUGUAGCCCUGCCAGCUUAAAGGCUUCUAAAAUAUAUGUUAUUUAAACAACUUAAACUGCCCUUGUUAUUCUGUCUGUUAUAUUAGAAGAAGCAUAUUUUAGACAACUAUCUUACAUUGCAAACUAAACCAGUAAUUUUUAACAAUUCCAAAUCAUCGUAAAGGAACAGACCCUUUAAAUAAAGUGUUAAAAAGUCCCGUUUGUAAGCUAGAAUCCUCACUAGCAAAAAUUUUUACUGUCUUUAAAUUUACUGUACAUAUUUUAGAAAGCUCAUUUUAGCAGAAUCAAGGAUCAAAUUAAGCAGUUUCUGAGCCUAGAACUUUAUUUUUUUCUAAAAUCCCACCACUUAUAGGAAUAUACAAAUUUCUUGUUAGAUAGAACUGGACAUGACGUUGCUUUGAACAGAAACCAGCCUAGUGAAGCGACUGAGCACCGGCCUUCAAGGCUGCCCAGCUUGCUCUGUUAGAUGCCUAAGAAGAUCCAGUUAAAGAAUGCCAUUCGUCCUUGUCGAGGUCAAAUGUGAGAGACAGAAGUUUAUUUAAUGUAAAGUUAAUGAAGGUCAGCUGAUCUCAGCUUCUUAGUUUGACCGUGAAAAAUGUUUAUAGAGUUAUGUGUAGUUGUACCGUACGAUUUUAUUUUCUUCAUUUAUUUAUUUACGGUAUUAUUUAUGUUCUGUUUAAUAUAUAGUUUGGUUCUGGCCAUUUUAAAUGUUCGACAUAGAAGAGGCUAUAUUGGAAUAUUUACAGCUUUAUAAGUCUCCAUCAGAUUAGCUGUUAACUUUUUGUAAUACAAAAAGUUUCAGAUAAGUAUUAAAAAAAUAAAAUCUGUCUCGGGCUGGUAGUUAACAGUUGUGACCAAGAUGCUUUUGGUUUUAUUUUACAGAAUUUGCUCAUUUCUAACAUGAGAAACAAACUUACUUUAAUAUAACUUUUUCCACACUUUAAAAUCAGCAAUAGUGUUAUGUAUUUAUAGGCAGCUUUUAAUAAUACUGUCAUAUUUGUACUAACCCAAAUGAGUCACAGUGACAAAACAUUUUACUAACAUGAUCACAAAACCAUAUGGACAAAUAUGAAUUUUAAUAUUAUAAAUGCUAUUUUUAAAAGGUAGGACUUAUUCUGCACAGGGUAAAAAGAAUGUAAUAUUUAGUCCUCAAUUUUGAAUUAUCAGUAUGUAAUUACAGUUUUGUAUAUCAGAAUCUUAAGUGUUACAGGUACAAAAAAAUAUGGCUAGCCAAAUGAACAAAGUUUAGCUGAAUCUCGUAGGAUGCAAAUCAAAUAAACUUAAAAUCUUUGGGGUUUUUGCUAUUGCUUUAUUAUAUUGUAUUAAAUAUCAAAGCUCAGGACUGAACUAAAUACUUAAUCAGGUUAAAUUCUGAAUAUAUUUCUGUUUAAAUUUGUCUUGUUUAUAAAAGUAUGCAAAUACAUCAUGUAGAUUAACUUUGGUUUCUGCACUUUCCAUGUGUUUGUGGGUGGAAAAAAAAAUCAGUGGUUUUUCUGUUUCUUAACAAAGAUACAUCUGCAUAAUACUUUAUUUUGCUGUUGUUUAUUGUUCACUUAAUUUCCCUAAUUGGCACAAGCAUCAGAGUUUACUGAAACCAUGGACCAAGCACAUAUAAAAUCUCUCAUGAACUUCCCCAGCCCAGCAGUUUGCUGUGAAUAGUUCCCGUUUAGACUAUGAAUACAUCUGUUCUGCAGAUCAGACAGAGGGCUCCGGAACGCGCGCUCAGUCGGGGGCCUGCUGAGCUGGCAGCGCUCCCAGGAGGCCCUGUGCCCAUGCGCACCCACCCGUCCCAACCGCGGCUGAGAGCCAGGGGCCAGUGGCAGUGUGGGCCAUCAGGCACAGAGCAGGGAGGAGGGGUUAGAUUCUAAGUGAAUCUUCCAAAACGCAAGGUUGCCCUCCUGUGCUUGAAGGCGUGAAUGAGUGGGGCUGGCUUUUGGAAAGCCUCCAUAGAGGCACUGAGGAAAGGAAAUGGUGUCUCCCAUGUCUCUCACUUCCAAUGUUUUUAAAGAACCAGCAGGCUUUUUGUUUUUUUAUGUACAAUCAGAUAUCAGGCAUUUUAAAUCUGGGAUGAGACGUUAGCUUAUGUCUAAUAGGUUAUUUCAAACACAUGAAAGAAACCAGUGAUUAGCAGUGGCAUUUCCAAUUGCCAAAAUGAUUCCCCUCC
Lepus europaeus (European hare) is the source of this 6713-nucleotide messenger RNA. It is a transcript of the gene WWC2, whose product is annotated as WW and C2 domain containing 2. The coding region runs from base 33 to 3602 and encodes 1189 amino acids. The record is from RefSeq and is a predicted model, not a curated record. NCBI's taxonomy places the organism in Eukaryota, Metazoa, Chordata, Mammalia, Lagomorpha, Leporidae. Gene Ontology annotation, biological process: regulation of DNA-templated transcription; cell migration; negative regulation of organ growth. Gene Ontology annotation, molecular function: molecular adaptor activity; kinase binding. Gene Ontology annotation, cellular component: cytoplasm. The transcript is spliced from 23 exons.